Messenger RNA from Drosophila montana, 1660 nucleotides. RefSeq names its product WD repeat domain 79 (gene WDR79). Lineage: Eukaryota; Metazoa; Arthropoda; Insecta; Diptera; Drosophilidae. Bases 16 to 1605 code for a protein of 529 amino acids. Gene Ontology annotation, cellular component: Cajal body. Gene Ontology annotation, molecular function: protein binding; RNA binding. Gene Ontology annotation, biological process: Cajal body organization. The transcript is spliced from 3 exons. The record is from RefSeq and is a predicted model, not a curated record.
GCGAAAAUAGCCGCUAUGGACGGCGAAUCGUCCGCCAACGCAAGCGUGGCCAUGUCCGACAUGGAACAGACAUCGCCGUCCCUGCUCAAUCACAAUGUUAGCUUUAACAGCAGCAUGGAAUUGACUUUGCCCGCAGCCGAGAGGACCUUUCCAGAUCUGAGCUUCUCUCUGAGCGAAACGGAGCGGCGCCAACUGAAGCAGUACAAGGCGUCGGCUGAGGACAGCAGCAUCAAUCGCAGCCAACGCAGCGCACUUAAGGAUGUGUCCAACAAUCUGAGCUGCAGCAUAGAGUUGGAGGAGUGCAGCGGCAUAGAAGAGGAGAGUGAGCAUGUCAUAAGCGUGGACGACACAGUCGAUGAACUGCUACAGCCGCAGGAGGAGGAAAUGGUGGAGCAGGAAAUAAGCAGCACAACAGUCAAGCCACAGUCGCCGCUGCUGGCACCGGCGACGUUGUAUUUUGAGAGGCAGCUGCUCGAACUGGGUCGCCGUUGCUGGCCAUCCACGGCGGAGGCACAGCACUAUACGAAGGGCUGCUACUGGUCGCCAGAUGGCACUUGUCUGCUGUCGCCUGUUCAUCUGGAUGGCAUGCAUGUGAUGGAGCUGCCAUUGGAUCUAUACGAGGCCAGCGACGUCUCGAUAAUGCGCAGCCUGUCCCAAUUGCAAUCGGCUGUCCAUGUGCCCGAGGGCGGCACCGUCUACGAUUGCGUCUGGUAUCCGCUGAUGAACAGCCAGCAGCCGGAGACCUGUUUCUGGCUGGCCACGCGCCAACAUGAGCCCAUACACAUGUGGGAUGCGUUUGAUGGACGACUGCGUUGCAGCUACAGCGGCUACGACCAGGUGGACGAGGUGGUGGCCGCCAUAUCGCUUGCCUUCGCGCAUGAUGGCCAGAAGAUCUAUGCGGGCUAUAAGCGCUGCAUCAAGAUCUUUGACACGAAUCGACCGGGUCGCGUCUAUGACGAGUAUGCUGUCAAGUUUGCCAUCUCCUGCAUGGCUCAGACCGCGGAGCAUCCGCACACGGUGACCUGCGGCAACUGGAAAGGCUAUAUACAGCACUUUGACCUGCGCUGUGCCCCCAAACAGGGUCCGCUCUUCACGCUGGGCGGCCACACGGCGGGCAUAACACAGCUGCGCUAUGGCACAGAUGCCGGCGCCGGCAAUUGGCAGCUGUUCAGCGGCGCCCGCAAAUGCCCGAAGCUGCUGCAGUGGGACAUGCGCAACUAUAAGAAGCCACUGCGCGAAUUCCAGCGUCAGGUGAAGACCAAUCAGCGCAUACAAUUCGACCUGAAUCCGGAGCAGACCUGGCUGGCCAGCGGCGACACCGAAGGUGGCCUGAAUCUAUGGAAUCUGGAGGCUAGCGGGGAACCGGCGGCGCUGCAGCUGCCGUUGCACGGCGACUGCUGCAAUGGCAUCAGCUUUCAUCCCAACCUGCCCAUAUUGGCCACCAGCUCCGGACAGUAUCAUUUCAUAGCAGGCGGCGACAAGCACGAGGAUUGCAACAGCACAAGCCUGGCGGACAGCACGGAAAUUCAGCAGGAGCAGAAGUCUACAGUGUUAUAUGAGAAUGCCGUAUUAUUGCUGUGGUGUGGGCACAGCUCUGAAAAUUAAGAAAUUAAUUAUUUAAAAUAGAAAUUAAAGUUAAACCCUACAUUUAUUCUACAAG